Molecule: messenger RNA, 1016 nt
Organism: Bicyclus anynana (squinting bush brown)
Lineage: Eukaryota; Metazoa; Arthropoda; Insecta; Lepidoptera; Nymphalidae
Product: seminal metalloprotease 1-like
Exons: 6
Coding region: 108-1016 (302 amino acids)
Biological process (GO): proteolysis
Molecular function (GO): zinc ion binding; metalloendopeptidase activity
Source: RefSeq, a predicted model, not a curated record
UCACGGUAGUGUUGUGUGUUGGAUUAGUGGUGGGAGAGAUUCCCAUAUUUGAUAAAGUUGUUGACAAAGUCGCAGCAUGGGCUUUUCGAAAAUUUUUGGAAAGUGCAAUGAGGGGCGCCACUGGCGGUCUUCUAGGUGGUGAAGGUCUAGGUGGCGGUGCCGGUAGUCUAGUCAGCGGAGGUCUAGGCAGUCUGGGCGCUGGUGCUUUAGGUGGUGGUGGUCUAGGUGGUGUUAACCCUGUCAGUGGUCUAACAAGUCUCCUGCCAAUUCGCGGCUUGAUACCGCCCGACAUCAAUCCCGAGGAGUAUAGCGGUCAGUUCCAGGGGGACAUAGUUCUGGAUGAGCCUGCCAUAGACUACAUGGUGAACCAGUACGCCAUGGUGCGGAGCGCGGUCGUAGUAGCCGAUGUAAGGUGGCCCAACAACACUGUCGUUUGGCAGUUUAAUGACAAUGAUUUUGACGAAGAGCAACAGGCUGCUAUACAAGAGGGUAUGCAACUCGUUGAGAACAACACGUGCAUCAGGUUCCGACUACGCGAGCCGGGAGAAACGGUCUACGUCAACAUUACGGGUAACGCUACUGGUUGCUACUCCAUGGUUGGUUACGGUGCAGUCCGAGGGAUGCACGUCCUCAACUACGCGCCUCAUCCGCCAGGCACCGGCUGCCUGCGGCUCACCACCGUCGUGCACGAGCUGAUGCAUAUCCUGGGCAUCCUACACAUGCACUCUACCCACGACCGUGACAACUACGUGAGGAUUGUGGAAGAAAAUAUCGCACCUGGAAUGCUGGGUCAAUUCUUCAUCGCUGGAGCCCAAGACGUUAGCAACUUGGGAGUGCCGUACGAUUACUUGAGCUGCAUGCACUACAGUUCUAACGCGUUCUCGGCAAACGGCAACGUUACUAUUGAAGCUUUACAGGAAGUCAACGGUGUGAUGGGCCAACGCGACUACAUCACUGAUAGUGAUUGGUUGCGAAUCAACAGGCACUAUGAUUGUCCUGGCGCAUGGGAUGAAUAA